AUGCCCUCCCAGCUCAGCGAAUUUACCACCAAUGAGAUCAUUGAAUUUAUGACCAGUCAAUGUUUAACGUCCCGGAGAAAACACGAGCAGCGCCCGUGUUUCAGAAGCCUCCCUAAGGGCAUGGAGACGUGCUACGCUGGAGAGAUUUCUAUGUACACAGAGAGAGAAAACAGAAUCCAGGUGGCAACUCUUGAGAAGACUCAGCUCAUUGCAAAGGAUUUUUCUGAGCUGCGCAUCCACUUCUGGCCCGACGAGAGAGCACUGAAGAAGGUUGUGACAGGAAAAGAGCAGAGAAUGACAGAGAGAGCAAAGAAAAGAAGGAAGAAGAAGCAUUUGAGCCGAUAG
Messenger RNA from Histoplasma mississippiense, 345 nucleotides. RefSeq lists its product with no specific name. The transcript has 4 exons. Lineage: Eukaryota; Fungi; Ascomycota; Eurotiomycetes; Onygenales; Ajellomycetaceae. The record is from RefSeq and is a predicted model, not a curated record. The coding region runs from base 1 to 345 and encodes 114 amino acids.